This is a messenger RNA of Thrips palmi, 663 nucleotides long. It is a transcript of the gene mRpL54, whose product is annotated as 39S ribosomal protein L54, mitochondrial. Gene Ontology annotation, molecular function: structural constituent of ribosome. The record is from RefSeq and is a predicted model, not a curated record. Bases 106 to 504 code for a protein of 132 amino acids. NCBI's taxonomy places the organism in Eukaryota, Metazoa, Arthropoda, Insecta, Thysanoptera, Thripidae. The transcript is spliced from 3 exons. Gene Ontology annotation, cellular component: mitochondrial large ribosomal subunit.
GAUGAGAAAUUUACUGAUCACAAUUGAUCGUAAAAAAUCUGUCUGCUGCUUGAGCUGGGUGCAUGUUCGGUGUCCUGCAGACUUGUACUUGUUUAUGAUUUAACCAUGAAUGUCUCUAGUCUCUUUUCGACAUUCAGAAAUAAUUGUCUCUACACUUCUUUUGUCCGGCAUGCUGUGAAAAAUGCCAACCCCGCUAUUGCUGGGCUUGGUGCAAAGAAGAGUAAAGGUAAACAAGAAUCUACGAAAAUUACCAUCUCAGUUGAGACUGACACACAUAAACUAGUAAGCCAUGUGUGUGGCUCCAACCUUAUGCAGACUGGUGAAGAUAUCCAAUUAAGACCAGAUAGCGAGUACCCAGAUUGGUUGUGGAGUAUAAACACGGGACCUGUCAAAAAAUUGGAAGAUCUAGAACCUGGCAGCAAAGAAUACUUAGAAAAGUUAAAAAGAAUUAAUAUUAAGAAAGCAAUGAUGAUUAAAUCGCUGAGCAAAAUCAAGCAGCAGUGAUUGUAUCUAUCCUUUCAUACUCAUGUGUUACAUUUGUUAUAGUGUACUGCAUCAAUUAAUUAUGUUCUAAAAAUACAUAGGCUCGAGGUCUUGAUUGGAAGGUGUUAUUUGUUUGCAGUUUAAUUUUUCAGCUCAAAAUAAAAAAAAAUAUCAAAUCUG